CGCCAGCAAUUUACUAACCCAACGCCCAGACGACAAGGCAAACCUUUUUCUCAACAUGCCGCCAACACCAACAACAGCGCUGCCGUCCAUGGCGAAGCAGUCUACGCCCAAGACCAUGUCUUCCCGUCUUAUGACGAUGAAGUUCAUGCAGCGCGCUGCUGCUUCACAAGUAGUAAACACGCCAAAAUCCACCUCGCCCGCAACCCCACAAAGCGACGACGGCUCAGCCAAGCGCCGCAAGGUCUCGCACACCUCCUCCGCCGCCAGCGGCUCGCCGGCGACGCCGCUCUACGACCAAAAGGCGAUCCAAGCGGCGCUGAAGGAGGAGGAAAAGAAACGCCAGGCGGCCAUCGAGAAGCGCGCCGCGGAGCUGGGAGACUCACACUGGGAGCUGCCGAGCGCAGCGAGCCUGCGCAAGCGGGCAGCGCGGCCGGCGCUAAGCGUGGUGCAAGUCGGGUUCGCCCAAAUUGAUUACGCAAGCGCGUCAGCCAGGGAGGACGGCGGUGGCGGCGACGAUUCAUUUGAUUCAGGCAGCGUGCCGGGGCAAGUGCAGAUCCGGGGAUUUAACAUGAAAAAAUCAGAGGCAUGUCUCCAGGGGAAAGGAAUCUGGGCUGUAAGCUAUGCAUGCUGACAUUGAGUUCACAGGCUGUCAAGAAACAG
Molecule: messenger RNA, 660 nt
Organism: Parathielavia appendiculata
Lineage: Eukaryota; Fungi; Ascomycota; Sordariomycetes; Sordariales; Chaetomiaceae
Exons: 1
Coding region: 56-631 (191 amino acids)
Source: RefSeq, a predicted model, not a curated record